AUGAUAGCCGUGACCCAGCAGCAGCGGGGGCAAUCCAUGAUGAACGGCAGUGAUGUGGGUCUGGGCCACGCAUUGCCCGACAUAGACGGGCUCUUCAAGGCGGUGGUAACUAGUUCCCUCGACGAGAUUCUGCAGAAGCGGCCGACGGAGCCCAUCCGUUUCCUCGCGGAUCGUCUGCUCGAGCGCAGCGACAGUCACGAAGUAGAGAGACAUGUGUGCGUGGUUGGCGACAACACGCAGUGCACGCUGACCAAGGCAUGUACUCGCAAAGAAGGGGCAGAGGUGUUGCAAGUCCCCGGCCUGCCCCUGCUGCGGCUCUUGACUCCCACUGCGUUUGAGCUCGAUGCGGCGUUGCGCCACCUUGACUCCAUCACACCGCCGGCGUCUAAAAUUGUCGUGUUCGUGGAGCCGCCGUGCAUGCCGACCGAUUUGUUCUUCCUGAAGGGCGUGCCGUACUUCGCCGACGUGACGGAGAAGAUCCUCUGCCAACGCCGCGGCGGCGCCCGCGACGAGAUAAUUGACGGGUGUGUGGGAUCCACCGAAAAGAUCACAUCACUCCUGCAGAGUGCACUCCAUGUUGGUGUUACUACACUGCACGUUGAGGUGGCUGCGGUGGCAACGCCGGAGUCACGGUUUCACAUUGUUGAGUUGCCUGAUGUGCAAUGCGACUUUCUCAAGCUGUUUGACGUAAUUGACACGGCGCUGGGUGUGAAAUCGCACCACUGGGAUAAGCAUGCCGACUCUCAAGUGGAAGUCCCCUCCGUUCUGUUCGCUUCCUUCAAUCCGCGGGCGUCCAGUACCACCUUUUCACGGAUCAUCGCUGCAAUGCUUCCACCCCACGAACAGGUGCAAAGGCGUAAAAUUGUCUCCACGCUGGAGAAGGGCAAAGCGCGCAUCCGACAGCUCAACUACGGCUACGUCACAGAGUAUUGGACGGAGGUAUUGCAGCGGAGGAACGAGCGAGAUCAGAAGCGGGGAAUACCAAGGUCGGGAGGUAGGCCCCGCAGCAAGACUUCAAACCAAUCGCGCUCGUCUGAGCGCCGACUGCAGUCUGGUGAUGGCAAGCAAAAUAGCGAGUCGUCCAUUUUACGUGCGCAGCGGCGUGCAGAUGAGGACGCGAUAUUCCUUCGCGUGUCGCAGUACCUGCAGUCGCAAGCCGCAACGCGCAUUCAGGCGCUCUACCGUGGCUACAGGUGGAGGAAAAAAGGGCCUGUACCCCGCCCUCAGAACGUCCCUUCAUCUGACGUGGCUUCUUUGGCAAGGGGUCUUCCUCCCUCGUUGCCGCCUCUGCUGCAGCGCUCUGUGGAGCGCCUCAAUGCCGUACAUGACGAACUCUUCAGCAACUACCCAGUGUCGUGCCCGCCUUUGCCACGCCGUGUCACUGUGCUGAAGCCGGUGCGUACAGUGAUCAAGGCGAGCGGUUGCUCUGACAAGGGAAGGGAAGAUGUCGACAGUGAGGCUGAGUCGUGGGAGGAGGAGCAAGUAGAUCUGCCGAUGAAACGGCAGACACAGCCAUCUCCGCACUUUAACCCCCUCCUUCGCCUCAUGGAGUGCGAAUACCUAAGUAAAUGCAACACAAUUGAGUACGCAAUGGCCAUUCAAAAUGAUUGCAGUGGUCUCUCAGUUUUGCAGCGACGUGCCUACGACUGCUACAAGUCAUUGGUGCUAAGCCUACUGCAUAUCGCUUACUUGGAGUUGUAUUACCGUGGAAAGCUGCCAAUGACAGUGGCUUCCUUUCAAGAAUACGUGCAUCGCUUCCACAUAGAUGUGCUUGGUUGGUUCUCCGCGCCGCACCUAUUCUCUCGCAUUGCCCUUCGCACCGCGGUGGAUACCCCCCAGAAAUAUUCUCUACUGUGCAACAGGGAGGUUCUUGAGACAGAGCGAGUGCUUCUCGCCCGUGCGUACAACACAGGUCAUCUAUACGUUGGCCAACAACAACAGCAGCAGCAACAGCAACAGCAACAACAGGCAAACGAUCAGAUUUCGCCACUAUUCUCUGUAGUGUCAGCUGACGGAAUGGGUAUAAGUUGGCUUUGUGCUGGCGUGUACGCGACGUCCGCGUUCCUCACGGAUGAUGCGUGGGAGGCCGCCCUGCAGGAAGUGUCUCACCACAGAGCCGGGGAAAAAGUGGCGUGGUGGAGUCUCCACCCCCACCCCGCGGUGUACGUGAACGGGGAGCCGCUGGUGCUUGUGCCGCGACAUGAGCUGCAGGAGGUGGAAGGGAGGCCUCGAUUCGAUGAACUUGUGCUUCGCAUUGAUGAAAUGAAGAGGUUGGUGCCGUCGUCAAGGCGAUUCUCACAGAACAAGACUGGAGUGACGUCAAACACCGAGCAUCGUGAGGAAAGCAGCUUUAGCGGUGUGAGCGAUGGCCUCUCUUCGAAGGUCCCCGAAGCACACACAAGCGCAAUGGCACCGGAGGAUGAUGUGCCUAUUUCAACAUUCGGUGCUUCGCUACGACGAGAGGAUUUCCAGCUUGCGAUGGAGGUGGCUCAAGACACCAUCAUGGAGCGUGUGGAGAAGCUGCAGCAAUUCUACACGGUGAAACCGGCCUGCUCCUACGGUAUCCAUGUGUCCCAUCUAUCCCUGCAGCCGCUUGUGGCAAUCCCGGCCAACGAGUGGCGGUCGGAACGGGGUAUGUCACGCGCAAGCUCGUCCUCGCGUACGUUGUCGCGGUCGGUGAGUCGCUCGAGCCGCCGCCGCUCUGAUCAGCGCGAGUCGUGGUCAAGUAAGGUGGAAGGCGUAAAGAGGAGUUCACCUUCAAUUGAAGCCAAAAAACUUUCUGCCGCUGCCUUGAAGGAAAUGCUCUCCGCACGGGGAUCUGCGGCAUCCACGGAAACCACAGAGCGGCGCAGCCAUGGGAGUCAAUCACACGUACUACUGUUCCCGGAGGUGGAGAGCAUCGAUUGUGUUGCACAGCGAGUGGCCCAGCGUGUGCUAGGCGAAGGGAAUUUCGUGCAUGAGCGGCCAUGGAUCACCCCUGUAUGCGGUCGCGUAUGGGUGAUGAUGUUUGAGCAGUUCAUUUCCAGAUGCCUGGACCAAAUACGAAAAGGAUACUCCCAGGUCUUUGCAGUGGAUGAGCCAUACCAAUUGGUGCUCUUCAACGCUGUGUGUCUACUAAAGCACGCCAUGGUACAAGGCACAGAAAUUUCGAGAAGUUUGAGUGUGAUUGGGUUUGCGGUGACCCCUCAGAAGCGAAAAAAGCCUCCACCACCAAUCCUUCUGUCGAAGGAGACAGCCGAGCGUCUGUCUUUCAUUGAUACCUUCUACGAAUGCUUGGCUGGCCUCGUGAAGGUGAGCAGUGCUUCUGUCGUAGAGUGCGUUCAUACAGUGCAGAAGGUAAUGCAGGAAAACUCACCAGGUGGUCUGAUGUUCCUGGAGGAGCUGUCAGUGCUCAUACGUACCGCUGAGUGCGAAACUGAUCGCCGGAUGUUGGAGGAGAUUAUUCUCACUAUUGUGCAGCGGGUUGAGCUCUACUGCUGGCUUGUUCUCUUCCAGCUGUUUCUGUCGUCACCGGCGACGACAGGUGUGUUUGAAGGUGACAGCAAUGUGAAUCUACCGUCCUUCGCCGCCUUUGUGGAUGAUCCUGUAAUACGUAAUUGGGUGGACCGCAUCGAUCCGUGGCACAAUGCCCCUGAGCGGUCACCCGACCCGUUUCACCUGCGGUACAGCAAUGGACUGCGGCGCUGGGAUGACCGUAGCUACAUAUUCCACGGGGCCGUAUGA
Molecule: messenger RNA, 3723 nt
Organism: Trypanosoma grayi
Lineage: Eukaryota; Euglenozoa; Kinetoplastea; Trypanosomatida; Trypanosomatidae
Exons: 1
Coding region: 1-3723 (1240 amino acids)
Molecular function (GO): protein binding
Source: RefSeq, a predicted model, not a curated record